CCCCUCCCAUCACAUAUUUGCCAAUCAAGGCAAAAGUGAACACCCCCUCUCUUCCCUCAUCAUUUGAGUUCGGCCAGCACCAAGGGUAGGAGGAGAAAAAGCUCUGAAACUUCAUCUUCCAUAGCCAAUAUUCGAGCUCAACCUAAAGUGGUCCAAGGAGGAAGAUUAAAGAGAGAAAAAGUUGGGAAAAGUGUGAAUAAUUAAGGCACUUGUAAAGGGUAUUUCAAGUGGUUUCACAAAGUUGGAAAAGUCGCCGGAGUCGUCGCCGGAGUUGACCAAAAGUCGCCGGAGUUUCACCGGAGUUCAACCAAGAAGGGUAGAACUUCAUAACGCUAGUUCAAGGUUGAAGCUAGGGCUUGCUACUUGCACCUUCUCACGGGUGGUAUCAUAUCGGGAAGACGUGAAAUGGAGGGUAGGCGAAUGGCAACAAGAAUUGACCCUAAGGGACAAGCGUCGGUAGCUUACCUUGGGGCUAGCCGGGCUGUGUCGCGAGCCCUUACGAGGAGAGGAAUAGGUCAUGGGGGCCGCGAGGGCCGCGAGGGUCGCCAAGCGGCAAGCGCUAGUCACGUGGGCUCGAUGUGUAACAUGAACACCAGGAGGAACGAACGUAGGCGUCAGGCUAGGCGAGAUCGGGCCACCUCCCAACGUGAUAUGACUGUCAGUCAAACCCAUCCUUGGGCAAACGACCAAGGAGGAGAAAGCACUUUUGCGGCACCAGCAUCACCGGUAAAAAGAAAAGGAACUCAAAGUGGCAUGCGUCCUUUCCUUACUCAUUAAGAUCAUCCAAAUGUUCGAAUUGCUCUAAGAAGCAUUUCGGAAAGUGCAUCGAGCCCCCGAUGUGCUACGAAUGUGGGAGCACAACCCAUAUGAAAUUAAGCUGCCCAUGGAGGAGACAACGAGAAACAUCGCAAGCCGAUGAAGGGCUCACCGUGGAAGGAAACCAUACGGGACCAACGACGAGCAACGCUAUGUUCGGCAACCAAUGUGGGACCCAAACACGAGUGUACGCAAUGACCGAGGCGGAUGCGCGAGCAAACCCGGACUCCGUUGCAGGCACUUGUAAAGGGUAUUUCAAGUGGUUUCACAAAGUUGGAAAAGUCGCCGGAGUCGUCGCCGGAGUUGACCAAAAGUCGCCGGAGUUUCACCGGAGUUCAACCAAGAAGGGUAGAACUUCAUAACGCUAGUUCAAGGUUGAAGCUAGGGCUUGCUACUUGCACCUUCUCACGGGUGGUAUCAUAUCGGGAAGACGUGGUUCGUGCUUCCUUAUUUUCUUUCAAACUACCGAACACUUGCUCAUGGAUAUUUGUUUUACUAUAAACUAUUUUUGGGGCUUGCAUGCCCAUGUUGUUGGCCGGUUGUGGCUCAUGACUUACCGUUGAAUAUUUCCGCUAUUCAUUGGUUUAAAUGUGAUGUUGUUAUGUA
Messenger RNA from Cuscuta epithymum, 1422 nucleotides. NCBI's taxonomy places the organism in Eukaryota, Viridiplantae, Streptophyta, Magnoliopsida, Solanales, Convolvulaceae. The record is from the annotation of a GenBank genome assembly.